This is a messenger RNA of Hyla sarda, 8175 nucleotides long. RefSeq lists its product as uncharacterized. Bases 152 to 6769 code for a protein of 2205 amino acids. Gene Ontology annotation, molecular function: nucleic acid binding. The record is from RefSeq and is a predicted model, not a curated record. NCBI's taxonomy places the organism in Eukaryota, Metazoa, Chordata, Amphibia, Anura, Hylidae. The transcript is spliced from 26 exons. Gene Ontology annotation, biological process: regulation of cytokine production; regulation of immune system process; negative regulation of transcription by RNA polymerase II.
GUCACGUGACUGCCCCUAACCACGUGACUCGGUCCUCACCAGCACAUCCCAUUCUAGACACAGCCCUGCAGAGAAGUUAGUGGCCUGGGUGCCUGAAGUUGACCAAGUUGAUGUCUCUUCCACAAUAACCGUCCUCACUGACCCACCAAAGAUGGAGAAGGACAGAAAACAUGUAUCUGAAAGGAUAUUACAUGCCACUCUAGAGAUCAUCUAUCUGUUAACUGGAGAGGGUUACACUGUAGUGAAAAAGAUCCCAGGUGAAGGAUGGAGCAGAGCCCAGAUCCCUGUCACAUUGUCUCCACCGCACUUACUGAUCAAUGACGGAAACAAUGAUCUGAAGAUCCUAGAGAUCACCAAUAAGAUUAUUGAGAUACUGACUAGAGAGGUUCCUUUUAGAUGUCAGGAUGUCACCAUCCAUUUCUCCAUAGAGGAGUGGGAGUAUUUCAAAGAUCACAAGGACCAGUAUAAUGAUGUCAUUAUGGAAAAUUUCCAGCCUCUCACAUUAGUAGAUGAGUCAUGGAAGAGGAACCUUCCAGAAUGUAGUCCUAGUCCUCUGUAUUUACAAGAUGGUCUGGAAAGAAAUAACAAAGUCCUUCAUGACAACCAGGUUGAAGUUUGGACAAAUAAUUUAGGAGACGUUCUAACACGGGAAAAAAAUACAUAUGUGGCGGUCAACCAGCAGAUAUCUUCUACAGAUAUCAGUACAGCAGUUGACUGCCGAAAAAACACGAGGGGACGUCUCCUUUUAACUCCACAUCAUGAAGUAGAAUAUAACAUCACUGAUGAUACCAGAGGACAUUCAAUUACUGCAGAUAUACCCAUAGACCUUUACAGAGAUUUAUAUACUGAUUCCACUAUUCACAAUAAACCAUCAUCUGAUCAGCCACCAAUUUUUAAACAAGAUACUGGUCACAGAGGUGGUAAAAUAUUUCCAUGUUAUAUAUGUAGUAAAUAUUUUAAGAAGAAAUUGGGUCUAUGCACACACAGGAGAGGUUAUAGAAAAGAGAAGCAAUUUUCGUGUUCCAAAUGUUUCAUCAGGAAAUCAGCUCCAAAUAAACAUCAGAUAAAUCAUACAAGGGAGAAGAAACUUUUAUGUUCAGAAUGUGGAAAGUGUUUAUCGAAGAAACCAAAUCUUGACCAUCAAAGAGUUCACGCAGGAGAGAAGCCAUAUGCUUUUAUAGAAUGUGAGAACUGGUUUUCUAAAAAAUCUAAUCUUUUUGACCUUCACGGAACUCACAUGGGAGAGAAGGCAUUUUUGUGUUCAGAAUGUGGGAAAUGUUUUAACCAGAAGUCAGAUCUUCUCAAUCAUCUAACUUUUCAUACAGGGAAAAAAACAUUUUCAUCUACAGCUCGUGGGAAAGGUGUAAACCAUCAAAAAAAUUACAUUGGGGACAAGCCAUUUUCAUGCCCAGAAUGUGGAAAAAGUUUCACCAGAAAGUCUGUGCUUGUUGAACACCAGAAAACUCACACAGUAAAGAAUGCAAUUUCUUGUUCAGAAUGCGGGAAAUGUUUUACCCAGAAAUCAAAUCUAUAUAGACAUCAAAGAAAUCACAGAGGAGUGAAACCAUUUUCAUGUUCAGAAUGUGGUAAAUGUUUUACACAAAAGUCAAACCUUGUUGACCAUCAAAGGACUCAUACAGGAGAGAAACCAUUUUCUUGUUCAGAAUGUGGGAAAUGUUUUACUCAGAAAUCUAAUCUGGUCCAGCAUCAAAGCCGUCACACUGGAGAGAGGCCAUUUUCAUGUACAGAAUGUGGGAAAAGUUUUUCCCAGAAAUCAAACCUUGCAUACCAUCAAAGAACUCACAAAGGGGAGAAGCCAUUUUCAUGUUCAGAAUGUGGAAUAUAUUUUGCACAAAAAUCUAAACUUCUUGAACAUCAGAAACAUCACACAGGGGAAGUGCCAUUUUUAAAUUUAGAUGUGUGGAAUACAUUAUAUCCAGAAGUUGAAUUGAUCCAAGACAUACGGGCUGUUGUCCUACAGCCCCAGGUAGAAACAGUUGUGUGGUGUCGUGCCCAUCCUGGGGUGAAGAAUCGGGAUUACCAAGCACUCUUAGAGCCCAUCAUACUGGACGACUACCCCUUGGUGCGAGCGGCUAGAAGUCUGGUGACAGUCCGAAAUGGGAAAGUGCCGGUGAGACUUAUCAACCUCUCUGAAGUGGCCGCACGGCUAUCCAAGUAUACCCUGGUGGCUACGCUGCACCGUUUGGACGCAAAAGAUGUGGUCUCGAAGUCGCAAGUUGUUCAACGAGGACCUGAUCAGGACCCUGCAGAACCCUGGUGGGCCCAACUACAAAUUGGGAAUGAAGACACGCCCAAGGAACAGGAACAUCUGAACCACUUGAAAGAAGUCUUCCAAGUUCUGAUUCAACAUGGGCUCAAGGUUAAACCCUCCAAGUGUCAUCUGUUGAAGCCGCAAGUACACUAUUUGGGGCAUGUAGUCAGUGCCGAAGGUGUCCAGCCCGUUCCUGAUAAAGUGAGUGCCACAAGGCAUUGGCCUACCCCCAAGACGGUGCGAGACGUCCGAAGUUUCUCGGGAUUUGCUGGCUAUUACCGGCGGUUCAUCCCACAUUUUGCUCAAAUAGCCGGGCCCUUGACCGAGCUACUGAGAGGCACUGCCCGGAAGAAUUACAAUGGAAGGUUACCGAUACAGUGGGCCGAAGAUCAGGAAAAUGCCUUCCAAGCUUUAAAGUACCUUCUCACGGCACCCCCUAUUCUGGCGUAUCCUGACUACAGCCUGCCGUUCCGUCUGUAUACAGAUGCCAGCUUUGAAGGUCUGGGCGCAGUCCUAUCUCAGGUCCAGAAUGUUUCCGGAGAACGCCUGCAUCAAAUCUUAGUCCCUCAAAGGGAUGCGGCCAUGGUCCUGAACGCAUACCACGGCCAGUCAGGACAUUUCGGGGUCCACAAGACUGAAGCCAUGGUCCGGAGAAGGUUUUACUGGAUAGGGAUGUGGGGAGACAUUGAGAAGUGGUGCGCUGAAUGCUCUGUGUAUAACGUCAUUAAGAAUCCCCGGAGGGAUGCCAGGGCCCCUCUGCAUCCCAUCCGCACAGAAAGGCCUAACCAGAUUGUUGCCUAUGAUCACGUGAAAUUGACCCCCACUCGGUCUGGCUACUGCUACGCCCUGACCAUGGUGGACCAUUAUUCCAAAUGGGUGGUCGUGGUCCCUGUCAAGGACCUUACUGCCAAGACGGCUGCCCAACUCUUCUACAGUCACUGGAUCCAACCUCUCGGGUGUCCUGAAUCGCCUGCCAUGUAUUGGGGUAUGCCAUGUCCAGCUCUACCCAGUCAACCACCAUUGGUUGCUACACCCAGCACCAGUCCUGCUCCUGUGGCUACUCUCAGUCCUGCUGCACUUUCUACACCUGACUUCAGAGAAUCUCCCAGUCCAACCGAAGAUGUUACUACUGUGUCCAGCCCUCAAGCUGGUCCCUCGGGGACUGAAGUGUCUGCAGAAUCGUUAUGUGAAGAGACUCCUGAAUGCUCUGAGGUUCCAGGAGAUUACAUAGUAGUGAACAACAUUUCUGAGGAUGAAGGAUGGGGCAAGGCCAAAAUCCCCAUCAUGGCAUCUCCACCCUAUUCACUAAUGAAUGAAAGAAGCACCAAGCAGAAAGUCCUAGAAAUCACCAACACCAUCGUAUAUCUUCUGACGGGAGAGGUUCCUGUAAGAUGUCAAGAUGCUGCUAUCUAUUUCUCCAUGGAGGAGUGGGAGUAUUUAGCAGGACACAAAGAUCUAUACAAGGAUAUUAUGAUGAAGUCCCUCAUAUAUUCAAUACAGAAGCCUCCAGCUUUGUUGUCUCCUCAUAGUUUCCUUUACAAGUCCAUAGCCGAUUCACAAAAUAAGGGCAAAAGCAAAGAGACUGAGAGUAUAUUAAGGCUCUUCAAGGAGAUUAUCUUCCUGCUGACUGGAGAGGAUUAUGCAGUAGUUCUGAGAACAUCUGGUGAGUAUCUGAGCCUCAUCACUCACCCCCAUGUGUCUUUUGAAGCAAGCAAGACCAAAAAAGUCAUCACAGAUCCUCCACCUCAUUUACUGAUACAUGAGAGUAUCCGUAAGCAGAAGAUCCUAGAACUCACCAACAAGAUCACUGAGCUGCUGACUGGAGAGGUUCCUGUAAGGUGUCAGGAUGUCGCUAUCUAUUUCUCCAUGGAGGAGUGGGAGUAUAUAGAAGAACACAAGGAUCUGUACAAGGAUGUAUGUUUGGAGAACCGCCAAGUCUUCACGUCAAAGGCAGAUGACUGCACCAAACGAUCCAUGGAACUUUCCUUAUUUCCAGAGUGUGAAGCAGAGCUUGAAGAUGUCUGUGAGCUUACUUCUGGGGAACACUCCAUUACCCCAAAUAUACCUUCAUUGCUUCCAAGCAGACAUCUGUCAUCAGAUCCUAUUAAUCAAAAGGAAACCUUAUCUGAUCAAUCACAAACUAUUAAACAAGCUAAAGGUUGUAGAAGAGAUAAAAUAUUCACAUGUUCUGAAUGUGGAAAACAUUAUAAAAAUAUAUUUAAUCUUUCAAUGCACAUGAGAAUGCACAGAAACGAAAGGCCAUUUUCAUGUUCAGAAUGUGGGAAAUGUUUUACCAAGAAAUCAAUUCUUGUUGAACAUCAACGUGUUCACACAGGAGAGAAACCAUUUCCAUGUACAGAAUGUGGAAAAUGUUUUACAAAGAAGUCAGCUCUUGCGGAACAUCAACUAACUCAUAACGGAGAUAAGCCCUUUUUAUGUUUUGAAUGUGGAAGGAGCUUCUACAAAAAAUCACAUCUUGAACGACAUCAGAGAACUCACACAGGAGAGAGGUUAUUUGCAUGUUCAGAAUGUGGGAAACGCUUUACCAAGAAAUCAAUUCUUGUUGAACAUCAAAGAAUUCACACAGGAGAAAAGCCAUUUUCAUGUUCAGAAUGUGGGAAAUGUUUUGUGGUCAAACGUCAUUGUGAGAGACAUCAAAUAACUCACACAGGAGACAAGCCUUUUUUAUGCUCAGAAUGUGGAAGAAGCUUUGGCAGAAAGUCACAUCUCAAGAGACAUCUGGCAACUCACAUGGGAAAACCAUUUUCAUGUUCAGACUUUUCUGUCUCCCUACGUGCUUUAUUUAAGUUGCAGGAGAACCCUCUGGCCAGAAGAGCACCCUGUGCACGUGGACAGGAAAAUGUUAGACACAUAAACAUUUCGACAUUAUGGACUGGAAAUGUACAUCUGGUAUUUGUUCUUGUGUCGACCUUUGGGAUCUGCACAACACCACCUCUGGACAGUCUGGAACUCUUGCAUCUUCUGGAGCUCUUGGAACUUCCAGAGCUGCGGCUGGCUUUUCCUCAGCAAACUCAGGAGCUGGUAGGAGUUCAGGACUGGCUGGAACCGGAGUCGCUGGCAGCUGUGCUGGAGAUGCAGGUUGUGACUGGCAUAGGCAAUUACCCGCCCUUGUCCUUCCAUGACUUGGAACAGGACUGCUCCCAGACCCUUGAAACUGGCAUCAGUGUACAUCCAGAAUGGCUGACUGAUUACAUAGUAGUGAAGAAGACGUCUGGUGACUGUGUGACCGCUACAAGGCACCCCUACCCGCCAGAAGUAUGGAACCACAACCUCUUUAUGGAGUCAAUGUGUCCCUCACUGAAAAAUGAGAAGAUCAAUCACCAGACCAUCCUAAAACUUACCAACAAGAUUGUUCAGCUGCUGACUGGAGAGGUUCCUUUAAGGUGUCAGGAUGUCACAGUCUAUUUCUCUAUGGAGGAGUGGGAGUAUUUAGAAGGACACAAGGAUCAAUAUGGGGACAUCAUAAUAGAAAAUCAUCAGCCCCUCACAUCACUGGGGGAGUCCAGUAAGAAACAAUUAUCACUGAAAUGUCCCAGUUCUCCACAUUCUCAGGAUUAUCUAGAGGAAAAUCACAAUGUCCGACUGAAUCAUCAGAAUCCGCAUGAAGAUCUGAUUGAUAUUAAAGUUGAAGUUAUAAAAGAGAAGAUGUAUAUAAAGGGAAGCCAACAGUGUAAGGAUGAAGAAAUUCAUGUAGAUGCCAGCCCCGCAGAUGACUGUACUAAUCUCUCAGAGGAACAUCUCUUAUUUCCGUAUUAUGAAGCAGAACUUAAUGAUAUUCCUCACCAAUUAUCAGAAAACUCUAUUAUCCCAAAUGUAACCUCAGUCCUUCACAGCAGAGAUCUGUCAUAUGAUACAUCUGAUCACAAGAAACCUCCAUCUGAUCCACCACAAACUGUAAAACAAGUUUUAACUCGCAGAGAGGAUAAAUUAUUUACAUGUUCUGAAUGCGGUAGACAUUAUAAAACUUUCUCCAAUCUUUCCAUGCACAUGAGAAUGCACAGAAACGAGAGACCAUUUGCCUGUUUGGAAUGUGGGAAACGUUUUACCAAGAAAUCAGUUCUUGUUGAUCAUCACAAAGUUCAUACAGGAGAGAAGCCGUAUUCAUGUACAGAGUGUGGGAAAAGAUUUACUAAGAAAUCAGCUGUUGUUGAACACCAGAGAAGUCACACAGGAGAGAGGCCAUUUUCAUGUUUGGAAUGUGGGAAAUGUUUCUCAAGGAAAUCAGUUCUUGUUGAACAUCAGAGAAUUCACACAGGGGAGAAGCCAUUUUCAUGUUCAGAAUGUGGAAAAUGUUUUAUGGCUAAACAUCAUCUUGAGAGACAUCAAAUAACUCACACAGGUGAGAAACCAUUUUCUUGUUCAGAAUGUGGUAGACGUUUUACCAGGAAAUGGCUUCUUGAGAGACAUCUUAGAACCCAUAUAGAUAGAAACAGUUUUAAUAUUCAAAAUGGGGAAUUGUUUUUAAUUCAAAAAUAACAUUUUCUAAACAUCAGAGAUGCAAAAAGUCUAUGUUUACACUGUAAAACUGGUUUUACAAACUAGGCUUUCUGGUGUUUGAAAUGGUUAUCCAUAGCCAUAGAUUUUAACUAAAUUAUUUGGGUAUUUUGUGCAAUAUCAAUGAGAAGUUAGAAUCGUUUCACCAAAUCAAGUUUAACUAAUUGACGGUCCAUUGUGAUGUGUCAGCAGAUCAACUGAGCAGGCUCAAAAAUAACCUGUUAUCAGUUUCAUGCUGCCUGAACCACUAAGAGAUGCCAGCUGUGUUUAUAUCUGUGCCAGAUGCUCCAUUAGGGGCUUCUGUCACAUAAUCUGUCCAAAAACUAAAUAAAUAUAUUUUUUGUCUGCUCAAAUGACAUACACUACAUCAGUGGGGUCUGUUGAGCUUUGUUGGUGUUUGUUGUGCAGCACAUAUGCCUGCUCUAUAUAUUUAUUUUAUUUUUUUAUAAAAAAAUGUUUUCCCCAUUUAUUUUUCUGUUCACAGCUGGAGCAGAGGAAACAUAGCCUCCCUCUGUACAAUCAUCUAUGGAUGAUUCACUCUGAUUUCCUGUGCCUCUUUAAAGGAGUUAUACUUAACACAAGCUGGAAACAGGACCAAUUAGGACCCAAAGGCAGGGAGAAGCCACCGUGAAGGUGGCCUCUUCCUGUCCUGAUUGGUUGAUCUCUUCUUAUACCCAAAUAGAGAGAGAUCAAGCAAUCAGGGCUGGAGGGUGGGGAGAUGCGACCAGAGAACACAUGAUAAUUAGAGCUCUGUUCCUGGCAGCAUACAACAAACAGCUUGACUUUCAGUUUGGGCUUCCUGACCACCUCCUGCCAGUGACCUAUGCAUAAGCCUUUUACAGUGCAGCUAGGGCCAUCUAAUAGGGAUCUAAUAAGUAGACCUGCAUUCAUGCAACCAGUCCUUCAGCAGCAUCAUGCUUGUCCAUGAGUCAUAAACAAGAGAUGACUCAUGGACAAGGCUGCAUGAGGAGACACGCCAAUCACCUCCCACCACCACAGGGGAAGGACAUGAUGAUUUCUAACAUUUCUAAAGAGGUAUUUUUAUAAUAAAUAUAAAACUAAAAUAGAGAAACAUAAACAUAGCCACACAUCCACAAUUUGUAUUUUGAUCUACUUGCUUCUCAGCAUAAAUUCAAAAACUCACAGGUUGUUAGUAUACAUUUUGAUCAAAAAGUACAAGUCCACUCGCCACGUCAAGGCCACCUAGUCAGAGCGGGUCCCUAACCUAACACUGGCGUAGCACCGAGUGAUGACCACUGCCUCCGAGACACCACACCCACAGGGGGUUAUUUAUAUUUUAUAUUUAUUUGUAUUGCUAUGUGUGCUAUAAUCUUGUUAUAUUGAUGAUUCACAGUAUAUGAUUUAUUAAAAUUAUAUUAUAAAAAUUA